This is a messenger RNA of Sphenostylis stenocarpa, 663 nucleotides long. NCBI's taxonomy places the organism in Eukaryota, Viridiplantae, Streptophyta, Magnoliopsida, Fabales, Fabaceae. The record is from the annotation of a GenBank genome assembly.
AUGAAGCAAUCGAAGGAUCCGUUCGAAGCCGCGUUCGAGGAGUCACCGCCAGAAUCUCCGACGGAGACAGAGGGGGAAUUAAUCCACAACCAUAGCCAUAACCCUACUCCUUCUCCUUCUCUUCUACCCCUCAAUCCACGCCCUCCUCAGAAGCCCACUGCGGUGGUCAAGAACAAAGACAAGGACAAAGACAAAGACAAAGACAAGGACAAAGACAAAGACAAAGACAAGGACAAGGACAAGGACAAAGACAAAGACGAUGAGGAGGAGGAAGAAGAAGACAACAUGGACGUCGAGCUUGCCAAGCUCCCUUCCACCGGCGACCCUCACAAAAUGGCCAAGAUGCAGGCAAUUUUGUCGCAAUUCAGUGAAGAGCAGAUGAGUAGAUACGAGUCCUUCCGGAGGGCUGGGUUUCAGAGAGCUAAUAUGAAAAGGUUAUUGGCUAGUAUCACUGGGACCCAGAAGAUUUCAGUGCCAAUGACUAUUGUAGUAUCAGGCAUUGCAAAAAUGUUUGUUGGUGAAGUUGUUGAAACAGCUAGAAUAGUUAUGAAAGAGAGGAAGGAAUCUGGACCAAUUCGGCCUUGUCAUUUGAGAGAAGCGUAUAGGCGACUAAAACUUGAAGGAAAAGUCUUUAAGAGAUCAGCAUCGAGGCUCUUCCGGUAA